Messenger RNA from Daldinia childiae, 705 nucleotides. RefSeq lists its product as uncharacterized. Bases 1 to 705 code for a protein of 234 amino acids. The transcript has 2 exons. Lineage: Eukaryota; Fungi; Ascomycota; Sordariomycetes; Xylariales; Hypoxylaceae. The record is from RefSeq and is a predicted model, not a curated record. Gene Ontology annotation, molecular function: acyltransferase activity, transferring groups other than amino-acyl groups.
AUGACGACCUGGAAGAUUGAGCGCUGCACAGUGGCUGACGCCGCAACAUUGGCUCGCAAUAACAUGAGCGCCUUCUGGGAGGACCCAAAUUGGAACUUGAUAUGGCCGAAGGAAACCACACGCGAGUUUCUGAUUGAAAAUGCUAUAAAACGGUACCCGCGCACCCUCGUAACCAACCGCGAGAAAAUGCGCCACGAGAAAGCCGUGGACCCAGCCACUGGGGAGCUCGUUGGAUACGCGCGCUGGAUCCUGCCAUCUGGCCAUCUCGCAACAAAAGACGGUAGCCCGGAGUGGGCCGAGGCGCAGGUCCCGGAUGUCAGCGACGAGGAAAAGACCCGGUUCGAAGAGUUGGCUAAGUCGGCGUGGUGGAAGGCAAGAAAAGAAGUAGAUGGUAUGGACGACAAGAACGACGAAGCGAUGGAUCGUCUCCUAGCGGAGGGAACGUAUAUCCAGCUUGAAUAUUUGGCUGUCCACCCUGAUAACAAAGGCAAAGGAAUAGCCAGCGCACUCGUCGAGAGCGGGAUCAGACAUGCUGAGAAAAUCGGCGUCCCCUUAUUUACCAUGUCCUACAAAGCUGCUAGGGGCAUCUAUGCGAGACUUGGGUUCAAAGAAGUCGAAAGGGUGAUCCAGGAUGCUACGAAAUAUGGCGGGACAGGAGAGUACGGGGCUUAUUUCAUGAUUUACGACGUCCAUAAGAAAGUAUAA